Onthophagus taurus is the source of this 1899-nucleotide messenger RNA. The record is from RefSeq and is a predicted model, not a curated record. NCBI's taxonomy places the organism in Eukaryota, Metazoa, Arthropoda, Insecta, Coleoptera, Scarabaeidae.
AGAGCAAAAGUAUUAGAUAGUAAUGUGUAAAGGGCAAAAUUUGCUACAACUUUUGUUGUAGAAAUAAGUUGAUGGAGAAGUCCGAUAGGAAGCUUUUGAAUAUACAAAAGCAUCUUAAUCGGGCCAAAACGAUCGAGAUUAAACCACAAGAGUCGUUUUAUUCAACUAUUGAAAUUAAAAAUAGCGACAGCAACUCAGAUUCGUCGUUUCAUUCGGCUAUUUCGAACAAUUUUGAUGAGAAUAACCCAAAUGAAGGUGAGGGUAAAAAAAUUGAAUUAACUCCAUUAAAAUUGACUCAAAACGUGGUUAAAGAAAAUAAUAAAUCGAUUUGUUCGGAGUUAGACUCGAUUAAUGCGAAUUUGAUAAAUAACGAGGUUGAGAAUGAGUUAAUUAAGAUGGUGAGGGAGAAUAAAGAGGCGGCUUUAAAGAAUAAAAUGAGGGUGAUGUCGGACGAAAUGGGGUUUAUUUGGAAUAAUAAUAACAACAAAGAUUGUUGUGGGGAGCCAAAAAUCGAAUCGAAUCUAAACGUCGUAAACGAAAAUUUUAAAAAAAUCGACGAAAAUGUGUUAAAUAAUAAUAAUAACACGAAAGAAAUAAAUUUAAUCAAGAACGAUCGGAAUUUAACGCUAAAUUUGGCCCAAAACGAUUCAAAAACGAUUUUUAGCCAAUUUUGGAAAAGUCCAAAUUUCGAAUUUCCCAAACCGAUGUCGAUCGAUUCAACCCCCUCAACAUCAAUUUGUUCCAAAUCAACGAUCGAAUUCCAAUUCAACCCCACACCCACUUCACCAGAUCUAAACAACUUGGAAAAACAAAUCGAAAAAAGCGUCUCGAUUCCGCUAAAAGCUCAAAUUAAUCUGAUCGAUAACGAAUUAUUACGCCACUUUUUCGUUAAUUUGAAAUAUUUGGAUCAUUUGAAAUUGUUUCGGAGUUAUUUCUUUUUGUUGGAUGGCGAGUUUAGUCGGAAUAUAACGGAGGAGUUGUUUAAUAAGUUGUAUAAGGGGAAAGAUUCGAAACCGACGGAUUUGUUGAAUGUGAGUACUUUGCAAAAUUUGAUUCGACACGCGUUGGAUUCGUCGAUUAAAUCGAAGGGGGAGUUUGCCUCGAUUUUGUCGUUUAAGAUUAAUAAUAUUCCGAAGAAUUUCGAUUUGAACGACCCCGACGUGCUGAGUUGUUUGUCGCUGAGUUAUGAAGUAAAAUGGCCGUUAAAUGUGUUGUUGCCGAAGGAUAUCGUCGCGAAGUACGAUGAGGUGUUCAAAUUUUUGUUGAAGUUGAAUAUGGUGUCGUGGGUUUUGAAGGAGAUGUUUCAGACAUUAAAAAUAUUUUCAAGACAAUGUGGCCAACGCGAAGGAUUCCUAAUUUUAUCACCACACUUCAAAAAAAUCCAAUCGUUUAGACACCGAAUGAGCCAAUUUUUGCAAGCUCUCCAAAACUACGUGAUGAGCGAAGUCCUUCAACCGAGUUGGAGCAUUUUUGAAAAAAAGAUAACCUCAGCCAUUAACCUCGACGAUCUUUACAACAUUCACACCGCUUACAUCAAAGACAUCCUUUUCAAGUGUUUAUUAAAUAAGCGAUUCACCCCAGUUCGAGAAGUGAUCGAAAACGUUGUUACGUUAAUUUUGAAAUUCUUUCGUUACUUGUCUUCUGGACGGUGGGUUUUUGAUGAUGAUGAGGGAGUUUAUUCGCACACUAAUAUGAAAAAGCUCGAAACGAUCUUUAGGAAUUUCGAGGAAUUCGCUGUUUAUAUAUUUAAAGUUGGUCAUAAAAUCGUUAGGGUUGGAUAUCAACCGCAUUUGUUACAAUUAUUGGAUAUGUUGGAUGUUAAUCAGUAUUAUUCGAAAAAUAUCAAUUCUGAAAUUUAAACAAAAAUUUUCUUUUCAAACAAUUCUGUGCUUUAUUAAA